AUGGGGGGCAAAUUUUCAAGCCGUCUCGGAUGGUUGCAGGUCCCGUCGCUAAUACUGGGUUCCUGGCUUGUCGGCCUCGCCCUCGCUAUCAGCCAUCACCUGUUUUAUGCCUUACUAAACGAUAGACUGACGGCGGCGGACAGCAAUAUCAAGCUUCUGGGAACCUCUAUCUCGGAGCAGCAGUUCAACAUUGCCCUCGGAACUGUUUUUGCAUUUCUUACCAAAGCAGCGUUCGUCCUCGCCGUCUCAACCACCUACUACCAAGCAGCAUGGUGGGCAGUGAAGCGCAGGUCCCAACCGAACAAGACACAGACGCUGGCGGAGGUCGACUCUGUAUUUGCGGCGGCUGGGGAUAUCAUCUCGCUAUUGAGCAGCAAAUUUUGGUAUAGAUAUCCGCUGCUCUUUGUGUUGGCGCUGCCCAUAUGCAACGUUGUCGGUGCGUCUCAGCUUAAACCCGAAGACGGUGCUGGAGGGCGUCGCGAUGGUUGA
Nannizzia gypsea CBS 118893 is the source of this 489-nucleotide messenger RNA. RefSeq lists its product as hypothetical. NCBI's taxonomy places the organism in Eukaryota, Fungi, Ascomycota, Eurotiomycetes, Onygenales, Arthrodermataceae. The coding region runs from base 1 to 489 and encodes 162 amino acids. The record is from RefSeq and is a predicted model, not a curated record. The transcript is spliced from 2 exons.